Molecule: messenger RNA, 990 nt
Organism: Blepharisma stoltei
Lineage: Eukaryota; Ciliophora; Heterotrichea; Heterotrichida; Blepharismidae
Source: the annotation of a GenBank genome assembly
AUGAGAAGCAACGAAGAAGAAAGACUUAGACACGUUGGCGACCUUGUGGGUCACAAUGGAUGGGUUACUUCUCUUGCUACCGGCAAUGAAGAGCACGGCAACCUUCUCGUUUCUGCCUCCAGAGAUCGUUCACUCCUCAUAUGGAACGUUGACCUGUCUCAAGAACAAGGCUACAUCCAAACAGUCACUGCUAACCCUCAUAGAUCCUUAAAAGGCCACUCUCACUUUAUUUCAGACGUCGUCCUGUCCUCUGACAACAACUUUGCCCUCACCGGAUCUUGGGAUACCACCAUGAGACUUUGGGACUUGCGUGCAGGCCGCACCACUUACAGAUUUGUAGGACACUCCAAAGACAUUUUGACAGUCGCUAUGUCCCCAGACAACCGUCAGAUCCUUUCUGGUUCUCGUGACAAGACAAUCAAGCUUUGGAACACCAUUGCAGAGAUGAAAUACGAGUUUGACACAGAAUCUUCUCACUCUGACUGGGUUUCCUCAGUAAGGUUCACCCCUACCACAAAAGACCCACUUAUUGUGUCAGCUGGGUGGGACAACACAAUCAAGCUCUGGGAACAACAGACCUAUAAGCUUAAGCACAACCUGAUUGGCCACACAGGCUGCAUUAACUCUAUUACUAUUUCUCCAGACGGAAACUUCUGUGCUUCAGGAGGAAAGGACUGCAGCGUCAUGAUCUGGCACAUCAAGGACCAAGUCUUGUUAUACCAACUUGACACUGGGUCAUCAGUAAAUGCUUUGGCAUUUUCACCUACAAGGUAUUGGCUUGCUGCAGCUACUGAUAGCGGAAUUAAAGUCUGGGAUUUAGACUCAAAGACCUUGAUCAAUGACUUUGUACCAGAGAAGUUCGGAAAGGACGGACAGACCAGAAUUAGAUCACCUGGAGCUUUAUCAGUGGCUUGGUCUGGAAAUGGAGACGUACUGUACGGAGGAUUCACUGAUGGAGUCAUUAGAGCUUAUGCAGUCUCACAAGAAUAA